Messenger RNA from Syzygium oleosum, 808 nucleotides. RefSeq lists its product as uncharacterized. The coding region runs from base 54 to 524 and encodes 156 amino acids. Gene Ontology annotation, molecular function: zinc ion binding. Lineage: Eukaryota; Viridiplantae; Streptophyta; Magnoliopsida; Myrtales; Myrtaceae. The record is from RefSeq and is a predicted model, not a curated record. The transcript has 4 exons.
AGAGAGAACUCGUUCAGUUCUCGAAGCUCAAAGAGGAAGAAAGGUGGGGAAAAAUGGUGAACUACAUGCUGAAGAUCAACGCCGAGCUCGAGAGCCUCGCCAAUCUCCAGCCUCAGAACGGUUGCGACGAUCCCGAUUUCUCCUACUUCUUCAAGAUGAGAUGUGGGAGGUGUGGCGAGGUAACUCAGAAGGAGACAUGUUUGACGCUGGGGGAAAGCUUUCCGAUUCCUAAUAGCAAGGGAACCGCUCAUCUUGUUCAAAAGUGCAAGUUCUGCGAGAGGGAGGGAACUGUGACAAUGAUCCCUGGCCGAGGUCGGGCACUGACACAGGAAGACAGCGAAUCAGGGAAAUAUGCACCAUUGAUGUUAUUUGACUGCAGAGGCUAUGAACCUGUUGAAUAUUCUUUUCGUGGUCUUUGGAAGGCUGACUCUGGAACAAUGCAAGAAGCACAGCUGUCUAUUUCUCUUGGUCAUGGGUACAUAUUAUUUCUUACGACCAUGUACAGUUUCACAUGGAUAGCCUAAUUGAAGUUUAUUUAAUCGUUUUGGAGUGUCAUUCUCUUGACUAUACUUUUAACUGCAGACUUGAUCCUUUGGUAUGACUUAUGAGGUCCGAUGAAGAAGUGUAAUCAUGGGGUGGCACUAUUAGUAUCGAUCUCCUAAUUUGCGCUAAGCCUCAUGCUUUAUAUGCCCAAUCAGUUUUUAUCCCAGACUUGAAUUGACAAUUGAAUGUCCGUCAGGUUUUAGACCAUGCCAUGAGUACAAUAGUACGAAUUGUAUCAAGGGUGUUCACUUUGUCUGUUCUAUUA